Molecule: messenger RNA, 266 nt
Organism: Trichomonas vaginalis G3
Lineage: Eukaryota; Parabasalia; Trichomonadida; Trichomonadidae
Exons: 1
Source: RefSeq, a predicted model, not a curated record
AUGGACGCACAGAACUUAGCGAAUGCACAGCAACCUGGACAACCAAACCCAGAGAAUAUUCCAAAUGAAGUUAGAAUACAAACUGCAAUGGCAAACUAUGGUCAAGUGCCAACAGAUGUACAAAUGCAAACUGCCAUGUCAAAUGACGCUGCGUUAGGCUUACCACCAUGGUAUGCAAAUAUGAGAUGGAAAGAGUUUUAUACAAACCCUGAAGUGGGAUAUAAACAACUCUAUGCAGAUGACGCGAACACAGGAGUUGACCCAGA